Messenger RNA from Carica papaya (papaya), 414 nucleotides. The record is from RefSeq and is a predicted model, not a curated record. Lineage: Eukaryota; Viridiplantae; Streptophyta; Magnoliopsida; Brassicales; Caricaceae.
AUCCAGGAUUUCUCUUUAAGAUGCCCACUUAUCCAAGGGCAUGGGAAUUUUGGCUCAAUAGAUGCAGAUCCGCCUGCUGCCAUGCGAUAUACAGAGUGCAGACUGGAAGCGCUAACGGAGGCAAUGUUGUUGGCAGAUCUAGAUCAGAAUACUGUUGAUUUUGUCCCAAACUUCGAUAAUUCACAGAAAGAACCGUCACUUCUUCCUGCCCGUCUUCCAACUAUAUUGUUGAAUGGUUCUUCCGGGAUUGCGGUUGGCAUGGCAACAAAUAUUCCUCCCCAUAAUCUUGGAGAGUUGGUAGAUGUGCUUUGUGCCUUAAUCUAUAAUCCCAAUGCCACUUUGCAAGAAUUGUUGGAGUACAUGCCAGGUCCAGACUUUCCAACUGGAGGACUAAUCAUGGGAAACCUUGGGUAA